This is a messenger RNA of Metarhizium album ARSEF 1941, 1143 nucleotides long. Its product is annotated as salicylate hydroxylase. The transcript is spliced from 2 exons. Gene Ontology annotation, molecular function: FAD binding; monooxygenase activity. NCBI's taxonomy places the organism in Eukaryota, Fungi, Ascomycota, Sordariomycetes, Hypocreales, Clavicipitaceae. The record is from RefSeq and is a predicted model, not a curated record. Bases 1 to 1143 code for a protein of 380 amino acids.
AUGCCAAAACCGUUUCGCGUCGUCAUCGUGGGCGCCGGCCCAGCCGGCCUAGCCGCCGCCCUCGCACUCAUCAAGCAGCCUCCCGUGCCAUCGUCGCCCUUGCACCUGACCGUGCUCGAGGUCCGCGACCGAGUCCAAACCCUCGGCGGCGCCGUCAACCUCACCCCCCUGGCCCUCCGGUACCUGGACUGGCUCGGCGCGGGGGCCGGGCUCCGACGCCGGGCCGCGGCCGUCUCGGCCAUUGAGGUCGUUGCCCACAGGACGGGCGCCCUGCUGGGCCGCCUGUGGCCGGGCGUCGACGCCGUCAGGGCGCAGAGACGCGUCGUCGUCGAGGCCCUCCGGGAUGCCGUCCACGAGGCGUCCGGGCCCGAGGGGGUCGACGUCGUCUACGGCGCCAGGAUCAGCGCCAUGCGCGAGUUCGGCACCCCCGACUGCGGCGGCCUGGUGGUCACCUACGUCGUCGGCGGCGGGGGCUCCUCGCCCGGCCGGCACGUCCUCGAGGCCGACGUGGUCGUGGGCUGCGACGGCAUCCACUCGCAGGUGCGGGCUGCGCUCGUCGAGCCCGGCCGCGGCGAGACGUAUUCCGGGAAGUGCAGCACCUACGGCUACGCGGACCUCCGGGGCGAGAGGGCCGCCUGCGCGUCUGGGUCUGAGCUGGCCGGGUCGUGGGUCCGCGCCGACGGGUCGCCGCUCGUCACGGACACGACUGUCGUGGCAAAGGGCGGCGAGGCGCUCCUGGCGACGUACUUCGAGCCCUCCCGCGAGAAGCUGUACCUUGCGGUGGUGAACGCCGUGCCCGAAAGGGAAGACGCGAGGGAGGGCUGGUCCGUCCACGGCGCGGACAAGGAGGGCAUCAGGAGGAGCAUUCGGGAGAUGUUUGAGGGCGGCGCGCUCAAGUGUCUCGGGGAGAUUGUCGACCUGUGCGAGGAGUGGUUCUUCUUCCCCGUGUACAUGCUUCCGCCGGAGGGGCGGUGGUGCAGCGGGAGGGCCAUUCUUAUUGGGGAUGCUGCCCAUGCUAUGCCGCCCCAGGGCGAAGGGACAGGCGUCGCCAUCGAGGACGGCGUCCUCUUGGCGUGCGUGCUGAGUCGGCGGGCAACAAGAGACAUUCCCACAAUGUUCAGGGAUUACGAGACGCUCAGAUGA